Rhizoctonia solani is the source of this 4134-nucleotide messenger RNA. RefSeq lists its product as uncharacterized. The record is from RefSeq and is a predicted model, not a curated record. NCBI's taxonomy places the organism in Eukaryota, Fungi, Basidiomycota, Agaricomycetes, Cantharellales, Ceratobasidiaceae. The transcript has 3 exons. Bases 1 to 4134 code for a protein of 1377 amino acids.
AUGCACAGGAUGGAAGAAAUGGAUAGCCCGAUGACGCCCGCCCCACCUGGUCGAUUCAAAUCGAUGUUUCGUUCUAUCCUGAGGGAGAAGAAUACACCUGGGAGCGGACAGAGCGUGCGAUGGGGAGCGCGAGAUGCUUACCGAACAAUUACACCUAAUACAUCUGCGGCGAGUGGAGAAGAUGCUAUGCAUUCACCACUAUACGAGGACGAGGAGGGCAGCUCGUUCAGGGCUCGCAUGCAGGAUGAGAGCAGCGACGACCACGGAGAGAAAAUCGACCAACUCGCAGCAAUGGGUCAGAGUGUGGGAUCUCGUUUUGCUGCAUCAGGGUCAACUACACCUCCUACCUCCGGUCCUUCCAAGCUGUCUACGUCGACCCUUCCUCCCAUUCCCCGUCCGCGGUUCAACCCUUCUGCCCCUUCAACAUCUUCGCCUUUGACCCAUGACGACUCGACCGUAUUCUUUCCCGACUCGAUGUCGCCUGCCCUUGACCAUCAGUCUUCCUACAAACCGUUUGAUAUGUCGCUCGAGAUGGAUAGUAUUCCCAACAUUCCCGAUAGGACUUCCCCGCUAGUUUCAGACUCAUCCUUGCCGACCCGGAGAGUCUCACGGCCAACUCGACCUUCUAUACUCCCCAGUGAUCUCACCCAAGACAACGAAACCCAAUUCGUUAGCGCAGCAGAUGUCUCUGAGGGCGCCACCGACGACUUGACCGAGCAGGCAAGAAAGUGUAUGAAUGUCACGGCCGGCCCAAGCAAGUCUAUCCGAGGGAUGACCACCGUCUAUCCUCCUGGGAUGUACAACUUUACAAAGUCGACUGUCAUCCCUUCCAAUCCUAUCCCUUCAUUCUCUGCUGAGCCUGAGGUUGAUCCUGGUCCGAAACCCAAAUCAAGGUCCAAGUUUAUUGACCCUGUUGGCUCCUCGUCGUUGGAUUUCAUUAUCGCUCCAGGUGCUAGCCUUUCUAGAACUGCUCGUGCGAGAACCUCCUUACCUCCUCAGCCUUUGCCGCCAUUCGACCCUCCGCCUGUGCCCACAUCCUCUCGAUCACUGUCAACAUCUAAUCUCACGUUACAGCCCCCAGCCUCCCCCCGUGCUUCCUUUUCCCGCCCCGAGGACGAGUCCAACUUGCUUGCCAGGGCAACCACCACCAAAACCUUUCAAAUAUCUACUCGAGAAUUACCAACAUUCUACCCGCCUGGAGGUUACAAAUUCGAUCCUACGCAAAUUGACCCCGAUAACAUUCCCGAGCUCUCCCGAUUUUUCAUACCAGAUACCGAGGGCCCCGACAACUCUAAGCUUGGACCUGACGCCUCUCGGGGCAGUGUUACGAUUGGUCAUCGGCACAAUGCUUCGGUCGGAAGCGUUGGGUCCCGAAAAUCCCUGCAGUUAUUGGACCUCGACGAAUCUAAUGCCUCUACUGUUUCACCAUCGCGAGUUCCUCUUGCCGUCUCAAAGUCUGUGUCUCGUAGCCGACCCAAUUCACUCUCUUCUAACUCAUCGUUCUCCGGAGCCAAUCCCAACUCUCUUGCCGACCUCACUCAACUCAUCGAAUCACAAUAUAAAGCCGAUCUCGCCGCCCACACCGCCCUCGUCCCUAUUCUUCUUUCCCGCGCCGAGACGGCUGAAGGUUCUGCCCAGAGAUUAUCCUGUGUUGUCAAGGAUGCCCGUACCCGUGUCAAAGAACUCGAGCGAUUAUGUGGAGAGCUUGGUCACGAGGUUGGACUAUUGAAAAAGGAGCGCUCUGAGCUUAUUGCUGACCGUGAGCGAAUCGCCAACGAACGGGAUGGAUUGCGCACUUCUCAAGUUGGCCUGGAGGCUCGAAUAGGCGACAUGUCGACCGAGCGAGAUUCGCUGCUGUCGGAGAUUGGAAACUUGAGCACUGACCUGGAUACACUUGCCCAAGCGCAGACUGCUCGAGGCGUCCUCGAUGCGGCGAGCGGCAAUGCGAUGCGGGAGAUGCAUGUCCAGCUGAGCCGGGCCGAGAAGGAAGCUAAAAGGAGUCUACGGAGAAAGGAGGAGAGGGACGAGGCCCGUGCGAGGUUGGCUGAAUUGGAGUCUCGACUUGAGGAUGUGGAGAAGUCCCGCGUAGGAUGGGGCCAGCGGCGUGGUGUGCUGGAGACCGAGGUUCGAGACUUGGAGGUCCGUGUGGAGAGGGAAAAGGAUGGGUCUGGAGCCAAGGAAGCCUUUGCGUUGGAGAGGCAGCAGUGGGAAAAGGAACGGAUGGCAUUGCUGGAUAGGGCCGUUCGGGCCGAGCAAGCCCUCGAUGCUGCCAAGGACCCCGACACGGCCGAGACCGACCAGAAGCUUCGAAGACAGUUGGAAGAGUACAAGGCUGAAGUCGAGUCACAGUGGAAGUAUGCUGAACAAGCGGAUACUACAAUCAAGGCGUUGGAAGCCGAUGUCAACCGUCUCAACAAGGAGCUCGAGAACGCCCGAAAGGCGGGCCGUCGGAGUCCACAGUCGGACGAAGGGUGGAAGCGCAAGGAGGCCGAGUGGGAGCGCCAACGGGCUGAAUGGGAGCGGGCAAAGGCCGAGUCACAGGCCGGAGAACAAGCUCGCCAGGAGGAUAUGCAGGCCGAGAUCGACGCUCUCAAGGAGGAUAUGGAUGGGCUGGCAUAUGAGCGGGACGCUUAUCAAGCCGAAUUGAACGAGGUCCGAUCCGAACUUGUCAAAUUUACCAAGGAGCGCUCUGAGGCAGGCAAGGUCCAGGCGGAGAUGAAACGCAUGGAGGAGGAUAUGGCCAUACUAGCUGAUCGAGCCCAACACGCGGAAGAAAAGUACAUCUCCACACAAAAUGAGUUGCGAACCACUCAGUCCAAACUCGUCGAACAGCAAGAUCAAAUCAAGGUGUACGAAAACUCCAAUCAAGGCCCAAAGCAGCUCCAGGGCGAUCUGGGCGACUUGCGAGCCGAACGGAAGAAUCUAGAAAAUGAGCGAAACCAGCUCCUUGAGAACAUAGAACGUACCGAGAAGCAGAUGCGGGAUUUAGAAGCUCGCUGCGUUCGUGCUGAAAAUGAUCGAGCCGAACUUGUUCAGGAUCGGGCCGAGAUUGAGGACGAGAUGGAGCGUAUGCGGGUUGAGCUCGAGGAUGCCAGGCAUGAAAGAGGUUCGCUUGAACAAAAAUGCGAUUCUCUGGCACAGCAGCUUAGUUCUGAGCAAGCUGCCCGCUCUUCAGUGGCCAAAGAGCACCAGCGAGUUAUCACGCGACUCGAAGACCUUGAUCGCGAACACCAGUCGUCCUUGGACACUAUCCGUCGCCUGGAACGGAUUGUACAAGCGCGUAAUACAGAACUCGCCCAGACCGAGGAAUCCAUUCGUACUCAAGCAUUAGAAGCCGAGCAACUUCGAUCUCAUAGGCGUGAGUUGGAGCGCAUCAAAGUCCAGCGUGAUGACGCACUCCAAGCCGAGUCCCAGCUGCGAAAACAAUUGGACGACGCUCAGAAAUUACGUUCUGUUGAGGGCACCGAGCUUUCAAAACUGCGGGAACGGGUGAAGCACCUAGUCGAUGAGAGCACCCGCACGCAGCGACGAGUGAGCGAACUAAUGACGGAAAGUGCCGACAAAGAAGUCCGAAUUGUUCAAUUGUCCAAAGCUCGUGCUCAGGAUCUCGAAGACAAGGAAGGACUGAAUGUGGCGCUUCAAUCGAAACAGCAGGAACUCGAAUUGAUUAAACGCAAGUUGGGUGUUCGAGGAACUGCAGGAGCAACGCCUGCCCCGUCGAGAAUGAACAAAGGAUCCUAUUCUCGUCGCGAAUCGACAGCCUCGUCCGCCGCGCUCGAAACUCCACUACCACGUGCAAUGAUCAGGAAGGAUUACCCAGAUUUUGCACCCUCUGAAUCUACGGCGACGGCGUCUUCCUAUUCUGUUGCCGCUACCCCACUUCAGACGAGCUCUCGUGCAAACAUCUAUGGAACGACCGCAGAGGUCAAUAUCACCAAUCCGGACACUGUCAAACCUGGCAGGCGUAUUUCUGAUUCCAUCCCCCCUCGAUCAUCUCUGCGGACUGUAUCCGUGACCCGUCGACCCUCUAUUUCUGCUUCAUCCCUCCGUGGAGUACACUUUGCCGCUACUGAGACUAGUCGGUUUGAAGCAGACGAUUCUGACGCGACAAUUCAACAGAUAUUAGCAAUUUAA